AUGGAAAUGGUCAAACUCGAGUCGCAAAAAGAUUAUUUAUCGCUUAAAAAUAGCGUGGAUGACUCAGGGUUCCUAACGCUAGAUACUAAAGAGCGAGUAAUUGCAACUCAAUUGGAUUUGAUUAUAAUGUCUGGACUGGCAUUUGAUCUUAAUAGAAAUAGACUUGGCUACGGCAGGGGAUGUCAAGAAUGGACUAAUCCACCAAAAACUAAUAAUGAUAUUCCAGAAUCUGAAUACGAUCGAAAGCUUGAUUUAAUUUUGUCACCAAAUCAAAAUUUUUAA
This is a messenger RNA of Dentiscutata erythropus, 282 nucleotides long. The record is from the annotation of a GenBank genome assembly. Lineage: Eukaryota; Fungi; Glomeromycota; Glomeromycetes; Diversisporales; Gigasporaceae.